Molecule: messenger RNA, 3230 nt
Organism: Oncorhynchus gorbuscha (pink salmon)
Lineage: Eukaryota; Metazoa; Chordata; Actinopteri; Salmoniformes; Salmonidae
Product: zinc finger BED domain-containing protein 4-like
Exons: 3
Coding region: 150-2057 (635 amino acids)
Molecular function (GO): protein dimerization activity; DNA binding
Source: RefSeq, a predicted model, not a curated record
CUCAAUCGGUCAAAACAGCUGGCAGUAAGCGGUUCGAAAAUCGGAGGUGACGUAAUUCUGCUACGUACAUCAUCAAAUCGCGCGCUCAGAAGCACAGCGCUCAAUGACUAUAUUUUACAUUAAAUUACGAACAAUCAAAGGUUCCUACGAUGACUGAAUUUAAGAGAGCCUUCUCACUGGUGUGGGAUCACUUCACUCUAGUGACACCCAAUAAGGUCCAGUGCGCCCUCUGUUCACAACGGCUUAGCUUCAACAAAAACACCUCCGCCAUGUUAAGGCACCUACGAUCAAGGCACCCAAGCGAGGCUUGGUACAGCAACUCAACAUCUGGGGCCCACUCAAGCACAAGCAACUCAACAUCUGGAGUCCACUCAACGUUCUCUGGUACUACAGGACUAAACUCAAUGUUUACAAACAGUGCUGCUGCUGGACACCACAUCCAAGUCAGGACCACCAGACAAGAGGACCUGGAUGAUGCCCUAGUCAACAUGUUGGUUAAAGACACCCAGCCAUUUUCAGUAGUCGAGGAAGAAGGAUUCACUGCUUUCGUUCAAAAGCUAGACCCAAGCUACAAUCUUCCAAACAAGCAAGCACUGAAGAAAAUGGUGGGGUCUCGGUGUGAAUUCAUCAAUGAUAAUGUUGUAUCUCAGAUGGUAAUUUCUGACUUUGUCAGCCUGACUUCGGACAUGUGGACAUCUAUAGACAAGUACAGUUACAUUUCAGUGACGGGGCAUUUGGUAACAGAAAAUGCCCAGUUAUCCACUUUCCUCCUUGGGAUUUCUAAGCUGCCUGAAAACCACAAAGUGAUCCACAUUGAGGAGGCCAAAAACCAACUGGUGGCGAGCUGGGGCCUCCACAGCAGGGUCGCUGCAUUUGUCACAGAGAACAGCGAAAAUAUGGUAGCCACGGUUCAGAAAUUAGGAAUCCUCCAGUUGCCCUCUUUUGCACACGUCCUGAACCUUGUGAUUAAGAGGUCCAUGGAGGCUACUUUGGAGCUGCAGGACAUCCGCUCCCAAGCGCGGGCUAUCGUGUCUUUCUUCAAGUCGAAUCAGAACGCAGAGAUGAGGUUAGCCGAGGUGCAGGGGCAGCUAGGCAGGCCGGAGCAGAAGCUGAUCCAGGAAGUGGACUCGAGAUGGAACAGUAGCUUUUCUAUGCUGGAACGCAUCUUUGAUCAGAGGGAGUCUGUGGCUGCUGCUCUCAGCACCCUGGACACGGACAUCAUCCCUCUGGGAUCUGCUGACUACGAGGUCAUCCACCAGUGUCUCGGAGUGCUGGGUUCCUUCAACCAGGCCACAGCUGAGCUCGCCUCAGAGAAACGCGUCUCUGCUUCCAAGGUCAUUCCUCUUGUCCGAAUGCUGAAGAUAACCCUUGAGAAGAAGCACGGUGCCAUCAUACACUCUACAGCUACACAGCUGGCGUCUAACCUGCAGAGGGAGCUUCAGACGAGCUGCAGUAUGGUGGAGACCGAGCCAAUCCUGGCUCUCUCGGCUCUCCUAGACCCGCGCUUCAAAAUGUUGGCCUUCGGGAACCAAGGCUACGCUCAGGAGGCGGUGAAGCUCCUCACCUCCGAGUGCGCCUCAUUAAUCCGGAUAAAUCCCGACAAGGAUGACAUUCUACCACCCUCCACCACCAUGUCAACGACGCCCUCCCUGACAUCACCCCACACCUCCUCCUGGGCAAUGGAAACCGCUUCCAUCUCCAUGGCAACAUCUCUGUCUAAGUCCCACGAUGGGGGUCUGUGGGAGAUGUUUGACAGUAAAGUGGGUGAGACACAGAGCGUCCAGAGCAGCACGGCGGACGCAGCGGUGGAGGUACAACACUACCUCAGUGACCCGUACCUGAACCGAGUGGAGAACCCCAUGCACUACUGGGAGAAGCACUCCAAGGUGUACCUGCACCUGUUCCAGCUGGCUCGGAAAUACCUCAGCGUUCCCGCCUCGUCUGUGCCAUGCGAGCGCAUAUUCACCAAAGCUGGAGAUGUGUUCAAUAAAAAGAGGAGUUGCCUCAGUAUGAAGGCUGUAGAGCAGAUAAUGCUGUUGAAUAAAGGUCUCGUAUAGCACAAGCAUACUGUCCACAGUGCUUCUCAUGCUGUUUGGCCUGUAUGUAACAUAGGACUGUUAAAUGUACCAAAUGCAUUGUAAUGUAUUCUUCCUGGUUUGUGUAUAAAGUAUGUUAAAAUGGCCUUUUUUUAUAAAAAGAGAAGCAGUCAUUUACAGUUUGUAAAUUUGUCAGGAGGCCGUUUGACCACUAGAGGACAAUGCUGCACUGCCUAACAACCUGGCAGGGUGUACGUUUAUGGCUCUCAAUUACUUUUGAUUUAUUACUGGGUGGACCGAAUUCAAUAUAGCCUAUACAUCACCAUAAGUGUUAAAAAUAUAUUUUAAAACAUUGUAAAAAAUCACUGAAUAGUAGUUUGCAUUGUCAUGUAAUCGAGAUGGUUGUUGUGCCAAGUGCAAUUGAUGUUAUUUCACAUUCAUAUCACCACGUAUGGACUUCUCUUGAUGCCUUUUGAGUGCUUUUUAAGGUCAAGAAAAUAUGAUUUAACUUCUGAUGGUUUAUCCAAUGCCUAUUGAUGCAGGUGGGGAUGAUGCUAAAUGGCAUUUUCAUUGGAGUUACAAUAGUGAUGUAUGCAAGUCAGCAGCUGGUAUACGACGUACAAUUGACACUUACAGAAGGCAAUGUGCAUUUGAAAAGGUUCAUGCUUGAAAAGUAUGGGGGGAAAUUGCUUGGAGGCAUUCCACUUCUUUUUUUACUAGGAAAGUCAGUUAAGAACAAAUUAAUAUUUACAAUGAUGGCCUAAUCCAGACAACACUGGGCCAAUUGUACACUGCCCUAUGGGACUUCCAAUCACAGCCAGAUGUGAUGCUGCCUGGUGUUGAACCAGGUAUUGCAGUGAUACCUCUUGCACUGAGAUGGCUUGUCUUAGAUCACUGUGCCACUCGUGAGCCCAAGUUUGAAAUGACAACAGGUGAAUAAAUGAAGUGGUUGCCAAGGAGACCUCAAAUGGCUACCCAGACUAUUUGCCAAGGGAACAGUUGUUGAGCCAGUCAUUAAAAAGUAAAGAGCACACAUUAAUACUGGAUUUUCAAUUUACUCUUAAAACGAUACAUAUUUCACAGACCUUCACUGUAAUAUGUAAGCUCAUGGGAAGGCCACUGUAAAAUGUAUACGAGGAUACUUACCAUUUUGGUUGGGGUGAUGUUAAGUUUUUACUAUGAAAACAAUCCUGG